AUGGGCAAGUUUGCAACCGCUGCCCUCGGAGCAGCAGCUCUGCUCGCUUCUAUUGCGCCCGCGACUGCGGCUUCCGGCACUGUUGGCUUCACAUUCGAAAAGCGCCGCGUACCAGCGCAGGAUGCUCCUCAUCUGUCACGACGUCAGUCCAAGACGAUCAAGGCCGGUCUGGACAACGAGAUUCUGCUCUACUUCAUCAAUUGCACCGUGGGAACUCCCGGUCAGCCAUUCCAGCUGCAGCUUGACACCGGCUCGUCAGAUAUUUGGUUCCCUGACGCCAAUGCCCAAAUCUGUCAGCAAAACGGGGGCUGCUCCCAGUUUGGAGCGUACAAUGCCGCCCAGUCCUCCACCUUCGCCGACCCCAACCUCCCCCAAUUCCAGAUCCAAUACGUCGACGGCUCUCAGGUCGUCGGACAAUACAUUUCUGAUGUGCUGGAGGUUGGCGGAGUUAAACUGACAAAUAUGACCAUGGCUGCUGCCCAGCAAGCAAACACCCGAGCAAUUGGAAUCAUGGGCAUUGGAUUCCAGUUGGGCGAGGCCUCUGCGUCGCUUGACGGCUUCACAUACCCCAAUGUCAUCAACGUCAUGAAGAAUGAGGGUUUCAUCAACUCUCUCGCAUAUUCCCUGUGGUUGGACGAUUUGAACUCCAGCACGGGCUCGAUUCUCUUCGGCGGCGUCGACACAAACAAAUACCACGGUGACUUGGUUUCUCUUCCCAUUCAGAUCGACUCGCAAACAGGCGUUAUUGAUUCUUUUACCGUCGCCUGGACCGGUCUUACCGUCCAUGGAGGCGGGCAGACCUCGGACGUCUCUCCCAGCUCGCCUCAACCCGCCAUCCUCGACUCUGGCACCACAGACACCUUGCUUCCUGACAAUAUCGCAAACAACAUCUUUAACGGUGUCGGUGUGGUGACAGACCCGCAAUUUGGCAAUGUCGUGCGAUGCAAUCUCGCCAACGACGAUCUCACCUUCUCAUUCCAGUUCGGCGGCAAAGGUGGCCCUGUUGUUAAUGUCUCACUCUCUGAAUUCGUUACUCCCUUGAUCACAACAGACGGCUCUCAGCCAACCUUCCAAAAUGGGGAUCUGGCUUGUUCAUUCGCCAUCGACGCCGCAGGAAGUAAUCCUAUCCUUUUCGGUGACUCCUUCCUCCGCAGCGCCUACGUGGUCUACGACCUAGAAAACAACCAAAUCGGUAUCGCUCAGACCAACUUUGCCGCUACCGACGCAAACUCCAACGUCCGAGCAUUCCAGCCUUCGGGAAGCAUCCCCAACGUUGUGUCGACUGCGUCGGCCGCGAGUGUGGCCCAGACUUUCACAGGCAACCCAGAAGUGACAGCGGCCACGCCCACCGCUACAGGACAAUUGGGUGGUGGCACCUCAAGGAGUGCGACAUUCAGUUUGACCCCGGCCACGGGCACGAGUACUUCUGGCUCCAGCGGUGGAGGACAAUCGAAUGCGGCGAAUGCCAACUUCCGCAUAAUUCCUAUGCAGAUGACGAGUUUGUUGGCGGCAGGUGUAGUGGUGGUAGGAUUUUUGUUCGGUGGUGGGUUGAUGUUGUUCUAA
Molecule: messenger RNA, 1563 nt
Organism: Cladophialophora psammophila CBS 110553
Lineage: Eukaryota; Fungi; Ascomycota; Eurotiomycetes; Chaetothyriales; Herpotrichiellaceae
Exons: 1
Coding region: 1-1563 (520 amino acids)
Biological process (GO): proteolysis
Molecular function (GO): aspartic-type endopeptidase activity
Source: RefSeq, a predicted model, not a curated record